Messenger RNA from Bombyx mori (domestic silkworm), 1012 nucleotides. RefSeq names its product large ribosomal subunit protein uL30m (gene mRpL30). Gene Ontology annotation, biological process: translation. The record is from RefSeq and is a predicted model, not a curated record. Gene Ontology annotation, cellular component: mitochondrion; large ribosomal subunit. Gene Ontology annotation, molecular function: structural constituent of ribosome. Bases 372 to 908 code for a protein of 178 amino acids. The transcript is spliced from 3 exons. Lineage: Eukaryota; Metazoa; Arthropoda; Insecta; Lepidoptera; Bombycidae.
GAGUUUAUCGGCGGAUCUCCUCAGUGCAUCGCGAUUCCGAUCUGGUGGUAGAUUGUGCGAAGUACUGCUCUUGCUAGGGCUAGUGUUAAAUUCUCUCAGGUUGAACCCAUGGGCUCACACAUACCUGUCUGGGCAUAGCUGGAAUAGCCUAUUAGGCUACCAGCGAAUAGUUACGGGAAAAAAAUCGCUUCAAUCAUUUUUCAAAAAGCAAAAUAAACCAAAGAUUAGGCUGUAUAAGGUGACACCUUCGUCUAUCCAGUUGGAAAAAUGGAACCACAACCACCUUAAUAAUUGUUAAAAGUCUAAUUUAAUCGCAUCAACAAUAUAACUAAAUACCUACUAUUUGUUACUAACAAUUUAUCACCAAUAAAAUGAACGGAAAAUUACUACGAAAUUUUAAUCCACUGGUUUCUAUCAUUCGAUCAAAAGGUUAUAAACAUCCAGGAGGUAUUCGUUACCCUGGGGGCAUAACAUACUAUCCCAGAUUCCCAGAUUACAAAGAUCCUGAAAUAACUCCAUCAAAGUUGUUCAGAGUAGAGCGAAUUAAAUCAAGCAAACAUUUUCCAUACUGGCAAAAAAGGAUAUUGGAUGAAUUGAAAAUUCAUGAGGAGACCAGAGUCACUGUGGUUAAAAAUAUACCAGAAAUCAAUGCUAAACUAUGGAAAAUCAAGCAUUUGAUUAAAAUUACACCAAUUGAAUUUCCUUAUGGAGAACCAACUGCAGAUGAUAUAAACUACACAAUCCUUAAAGAAAAUGGUCAAUGCUUGGUUACAAAAAAAUUGGAACCGGAAUUCGGCCAGAUCCAGGCCCUAGAAGAAUUUGAUAGUGAUAGAAAAAAGAUGAAUUCUACAACCAUAAAAAGAGAUACUAGACAUAGAUGGAAUACAGGAUAUGGAGGGGGAUUUUAAAUUAAAUUAGUAUGUUCAAAUAUGUAGUAUUAAAAUUAAAUAAAAUGGUUUUAUUUACUUAUAUUCAAUUAUGAGCUGAAAAUAAAUUAUAGGACCAAGUUAAA